AGACUCUUUGUCAUAAAACCUAGAGAAUAUCAAAAGAAGACGUCUCGGAAAUCCUUCAACGUAAGGCUUAUUCUGGAAGAUAUCGUCCAAGAUUCGGUGCUCUAUUCAACAUGUCGGUUGAGCUGCGCCCGAUGCCAAACUCCGGCGCUGCUGCCCCGGCGCCGCAGACUGAUGAGGAGGACGGGAAUACCUUGAUCCACACUAUGCCGCCGACCGACAAGGGCGCAGCCGCAUGGAAGUUCUUGCUUUCCAGCUUCGUCAUUGAAGCUCUGCUUUGGGGAUUCCCCUUGACCUUUGGUGUCUUCCAGGAAUACUAUUCCUCUCAACCACAAUUCGAGGGCGACUCCAACAUUGCCGUCAUAGGCACAGUAUCCACCAGUAUCUACUUCCUCGGCGCACCUCUCGCCGCCCCGCUAGUGAAGAGAUUCCACCGCUACCAAAAGCACAUGGUCGUCAUAGGCUGGGCAAUGUGCGUCGCAUCCUUGGUCGGCGCAUCUUUCGCUACCUCUGUCGCGGGGCUCAUCGCAACCCAGGGCGUACUCUACGGCUUCGGAUUCCUGAUGCUCUACUUCCCGGUACUGCGAAUGCUCAAUGAGUGGUUCGUCGCCCGACGCGGCCUCGCAUACGGCGUUCUUUACGCUGGCGGCGGUUUCAGCGGUGUUGGACUGCCGUUUCUGCUGCAACUACUGCUGUCGAAGUACGGCUACCAGAAUACACUCCGUGCUGUUGCCGUCGCUCAGUUCCUUGGUGUUGCGCCCGUCUUGCACAUGAUCAAGGGCCGACUGCCACCGUCGCCUCACGGUGCUAUGCGGAUGUUCGAUAUUAGCUUCCUGAGGCAACCUCUCUUCUACUGCUUCGCGCUCUCGAACCUGUUCCAGGGCUUCGCUUACUACAUCCCGUCCCUGUAUCUGCCUUCUUACGCCAGUGCCAUCGGGCUAUCGGGUACCAUGGGAGCGCUUCUCCUCGCAGCCCACAACCUGGCAACCGUUUUUGGGCAGAUUGGUUUUGGAUGGCUUUCUGACCACACGAACAAUGUCUUCAUGCUCAUUUUCAUCUCUUCUUUCACGUCGGCGGUCGCGGCGUUUACACUCUGGGGAUUCGCCCACUCUUUGCCACUCUUGGUCAUUUUUGCGCUGGUCUUUGGCAUGUUUGCUGGAGGCUUCCUCAUCAACUGGCCGAAGUUUGGGGCGAUGCUGUCCGACGACCCGCAACCCGUAUACAGCAUGAUGGCAUUUGGCAAGGGAAUCGGAAACUUGGCUACGGGUCCGAUUACCGCUGGGUUAUUGACUAAGCCGGUGAGUGGAGGAUACGGGAUUGGCCGUUAUGAGUCGCUCAUUCUGUUCCUGGGCUCUUUCAUGCUUUGCUCUUCCUUGGGUGCCUUUGCUUGGCCUUUGAAGAAGCGAGCUUGAAGCGCGAUAGAUUUAGUAUCGUCGAUAUGGGAAGACAGCUUGACUGUUCAAGGUCUAUAGUAGCCGGUGCUUGAGACUCAGAGCCCUUGAGUCCUCAUCUCCAUUCCACCAUCAGUGCAAUGAAUUCGAGAGAUUUCUUAGCUCCCCGAACCCUGUACGUCAUCAGCUGAUGCAUUGUCGUGGCCGUGGCUCGGGAAAAGGUUAUUUGUAGUAGAAUACUGGGGAGAUCUGAGUCAAGAAGCAUGCUAUCCGCCGAAACCGAGUUUACAGUUUCUGUCCAUCCGUAGCCCGCCCAGUAACCUUCAAGAACGGCCAGGAGGGGGCUUCUGCUCAAGUCUGGAAAUGACUGGAAAUACAAUUCGCCUUAACAAUGAUCUAUAUCCAGCAGCCUUAUGAAGCCUUGGCCGUGACUUUCGAGCCCGCUCAGAAGCCCGCUGUCAGAGAUUAAUCGAAUCGAUGUUUUCAAACCGACGUCAGAUCGCUCGGAC
Colletotrichum godetiae is the source of this 1897-nucleotide messenger RNA. RefSeq names its product monocarboxylate transporter. Gene Ontology annotation, molecular function: transmembrane transporter activity. Gene Ontology annotation, cellular component: membrane. Lineage: Eukaryota; Fungi; Ascomycota; Sordariomycetes; Glomerellales; Glomerellaceae. The transcript has 2 exons. The coding region runs from base 111 to 1409 and encodes 432 amino acids. Gene Ontology annotation, biological process: transmembrane transport. The record is from RefSeq and is a predicted model, not a curated record.